AGCUCCCACUGCAAUACCAUGGCGAUGCCUCGCAACCUUUCCUCUCGUCUCCUAUGCAUCCUCCUGAUGGUUGCAGCUGCCGUGGCAGCGACGGGUGCAGGAUGCGUGCCGGCGAUGCCGAGGCCUGGCUCUGAGGCGCGGCAGGUUCCAAACCCACAGGUGCUUGGCCCGCUACGGAAAUUGCAGCAGCUUCCAAACCCGCAGCCACUACCGAACCCAGACCCAAACCCACGGCCACUGCCAGGGCCGCUGCCAAACCCGAACCCGCAGCCUGAUCCAAUGCCACAACCUUUGCCUAAGCCAGACCCAAACCCGCAGCCGCAACCCAUGCCCAAACCAGACCCAAACCCGCAGCCUCUGCCCAAGCCAGACCCAAACCCACAGCCGAAGCCACUACCGCAGCCAGACCCAAACCCGCAGCCUCUCCCACAGCCACUGCCGGACCCAAACCCACAGCCUCUCCCACAGCCACUGCCACAGCCGGACCAAAACCCGCAGCCUCUCCCACAACCACUGCCAGACCCAAACCUGCCAUCGGUGCCAUCACGAGUGGUCCCAAGCUCAAAUCCGCAGGUACUACCAUUGCCAGAUUCAAACACGCCCGGACGACAAUCCAACACACUGCAGGGGUCACAACCGCUUGGAAAUGGCGCAUCGCGAGCUUUAUAUUCGUGUGGCGCAAUUUACAAGCACAUAUCUUUCGUGGGUUUACUACUUUACUAUUUCGUUUAGAUUAGGUGAUACAUAUAUUUUUGUAAAUAAACGUGCCAUGUCUCCAGAUUUGUAUGUACCAUAUUGAUUGGUGGUUAGUUGUGUGAUGUAUUGAGUCAGCGAGACAUGUGAGAUGACCUCUUUGUAUGUAUUAUGCUAUUGGUAUAUUAGUAUACACGCAAUACCUUUUCAUAUA
Lolium rigidum is the source of this 907-nucleotide messenger RNA. RefSeq names its product protein TsetseEP-like. The record is from RefSeq and is a predicted model, not a curated record. Bases 19 to 732 code for a protein of 237 amino acids. The transcript has a single exon. NCBI's taxonomy places the organism in Eukaryota, Viridiplantae, Streptophyta, Magnoliopsida, Poales, Poaceae.